Erpetoichthys calabaricus (reedfish) is the source of this 1425-nucleotide messenger RNA. Its product is annotated as sialic acid-binding Ig-like lectin 15. Gene Ontology annotation, biological process: regulation of actin cytoskeleton organization; regulation of bone resorption; regulation of osteoclast development. Gene Ontology annotation, cellular component: plasma membrane. Lineage: Eukaryota; Metazoa; Chordata; Cladistia; Polypteriformes; Polypteridae. The transcript is spliced from 5 exons. The coding region runs from base 53 to 931 and encodes 292 amino acids. The record is from RefSeq and is a predicted model, not a curated record.
UUAGGCCAAUGUGCAGGAAGUCAGGACUCUCAGAGCAAUCACAGGGAAAGCGAUGAACACUGCUCCAGUCAUUGUCUUCCUCAGCAUUCUCCUCCUCAGCAGAACUGCAGGAAGCCAUGAUGAAGGCACCUGGUCCAUGAAUGUUCCUUCAGAGGUUACUGGUCUGGUGGGCCACCCCGUGGUUUUCCCUUGUACUUUCACCCACCCACACCGACAACACCAUGACACCCUACAGGUAAUCUGGAAAGUGGGUGGCAUCCACAAUGGCAUGGUGGUGUUCCAGUGCACCACUCACAACAGCACAGGGAGCUGCCGGCCUGAGGUCAACUUGGACCAGCGCUACAAGCUGAUUGGGAAUCCGAAGGCACACGACCUGUCCAUGCAGCUGCACAACAUCACCUACAGGGAUUCCAACAAGUAUUUUUGCCGAGUGGAGAUGCCAGGUCAAGGGGGCGCCAAAUUUGAGAACAAGAUGGGAACUCACUUGCAUGUGGCAGCAGUCCCGAAGAUUGUAGACCUGUUGGUGCAGGGCAGUGGAGGAUCUGAGUACAAUGCAGUGUGCCGGGCCGAAGGACAUCCCCUGCCUAUAAUCACAUGGACAGGGCCAGACGAUCAACAGGAAAACAACGGAAAAGUACAGACAAACCUGGGACAGCAUGAAACUGUACAGGAGCUCCAGAAUCUGAGCAAGGAGGGCCGCUACACUUGCAUUGCAAGCAAUGAGUAUGGAAGUGACCGCGCCACCAUUUACUUCAUUCAUCACACCUACCGAAACUCAACCUACAUUCUACUGCUCAUGUGGAUCGCUUUGGGGGCCAAGUUCCUCAUCUUCCUCUUGCUGCUAGGGGGUAUGGCCUGGCAGUGGAACUCAGAUCAGACAGAAAUGGAAAAAAAGCUGUGUACUAAGAAGACGCCCAGUGAGGGCAAUUGACUCUGCCCCAUCCGGUUUCCCGCCUAUAGAGCCCAGAGCUACCGAAAGGAGGCGGUCAGUUGUGAACAGACUGCACUGGAGGACAGACAUUUUUACAACCUGAGAAAGAGAAAUGAAUCUUGUUAUCCUAGUCAGAUAGCUUUUCAGUUUUGACUUUUUUCUUUUGUUAUUUAUACUGGCGUGCAUAGCUGCCCUUUUUGUUAAAUUUCCUUGUACUGAAUCAAACGGAGACGACAACAUUUAUCUGUGGGACUUGCACUACCUUACUCAACCACAUUGUGUUAAUUAGUCUGAUUACUUUUUAAAGUAAUGAGUAACCUACUGUGUUAUUAUUAUUCUAUUAUUAUUCUAGCAGCACUGAGUGUAAGGUAAGAAGCACACAUACACGUACACACACAGCCAAGCAGAAAAGAACUUGCUGUAUACAUUCUGGUAACAGAAACCUAUAAAUAAAGUGUCAAUUUGAAUAAACAUUAAAACACACAAGAAAAUUA